Messenger RNA from Photinus pyralis (common eastern firefly), 3519 nucleotides. It is a transcript of the gene gry, whose product is annotated as trafficking protein particle complex subunit 11. NCBI's taxonomy places the organism in Eukaryota, Metazoa, Arthropoda, Insecta, Coleoptera, Lampyridae. The record is from RefSeq and is a predicted model, not a curated record. Gene Ontology annotation, cellular component: cytoplasm. The transcript is spliced from 14 exons. Bases 104 to 3442 code for a protein of 1112 amino acids.
UGAGCCGAUUCAAUCAUAACCCCAAAAUUACCAACCCCAUUUCUCAAAUAAAUUUCCGAAAAUAAAGCUUUAAUGUGCUUCCUUACAACCACAAACUAAAACGAUGCAGUCUGUUUUAGCCACCUACACCGAUCAAAGUGACUUACCACCCGAACUAUGUGCAAAACCCCUUUCGUUAGUAGGCAUAUCGGGCCUCGACACUACAAACAAUGCCAUUCACAAGGCGGUUUGGGAAACGUUUAACAGUAACCGCAGAAUAGAAAGGUCGCCCGUGCUCUUCCGACUCAUAAGUAAUUCUCACGAAUUUCCCAUUGUUAAACCAAAAAGGAACUCGUACGAAUGGUACAUACCGAAGGGAAUCUUGAAGAAGAAUUGGAUGAAUAAGUACCUGAACGAGAUUCCCGCGGUGAUCUCUGUGUUUUACGAUUUGGAUUGGAAUGAUUCGCAGUGGAAUGAGAAGAUGAUCGAGUGCGCGUCACGUGUGCAGUCGAUUCGAGCCGCACUGGACGGUCGCAACACCAGAAUAGUGGUGGUUUUAAUUCAGGAUACAUUGCCACUACCCACUGGGGAGGAUAUCCUGGCGACCGAGAGAGCGGUUGCACUUUGUGCCAGUUGCGAAUUAAAUGCCAAGUCGUUAUUCGUUCUUCCACACGGUGACCACUUGCAAGGAUACGUUAUACGUUUAGAAAAUGCAUUUUACGAUCUAGCUAAGAAUUUUUAUCAUUUAGAAGCUAAGAAUGUCAAAUCCCAUCGAGAGCACUUAAGUAAAACGACCCAUCAGUAUUUAUUUGUGCGGCAUCAGUUUAAGAUGGGUUUCUUAAACGAACUCCAGCAAGACAAUCAUACUGCUCACAAGCAUUACACGCACGCUUACAAUAAUUUAUUAGAGAUACGAGUGGUGGACACAAACGCUAUGGAGAUAAGAACAGUGGCCGGCUUUAUCAAUUAUAAAUUGUGCCGGCUAAUGUUUGGUCUCAGUCUGCCCAGGGAUGCGAUAUCGCAGUUCCGUUCGCAUACCGACCGAUUUAAGAUGAGGAUUGGAUUUCAAGAGUUGGCGUUUGAGCAUCACGCUUGGCUUUCAAAACAAUUUAGUGUGUUUGGUGAUAUUUUCGAUGAAGCUGUGAAGUUAGGGUUGCCGGCAGUUCAAACUCAGCAUCCCGGUUUGUAUUAUCAGCAAGCGGCGCAGUAUGCGAUUGCUAGGAAGAAAUCCUGUCACGAAUUGUGCCAGAAUAUAACCAGCUAUCCCACUCCAGAUCCUUUAGAAAACCUAAAAAACAUAGAAUUUUACGGUCAGAGAUCAUGGAGGCCUGGCAAACUUACAGCCGAACCACCAGAUCCCCAUUUGGAAUCAAGAGGAAUACAGGCAUUGCAAUUUUUAGAGACACAAAUAAAUCAUUCGAAUAACAUAAUAUCGCUCUUCGGUUUUGCAAUAUCACAGUACAAAACAUAUAGAUGUCUGAGGAUGAGAAGAUAUUUAGUUGUACAAAUGGCGGAGGAGUACUAUAACUCUGGUGAUUACGGCAAGUCGCUAACUUUAUUCACUCACAUGCUUUGGGAUUAUCGAACGGAAAACUGGUGGAAUUUAUUGACCGAUAUUUUGCAUAAGGCGCUGCAGUGCGCCUACUUAACCGCCAGUAUUCAGGAUUACGUAAGUUUAUCGUUGGAGCUAAUAGGGCCCUCUACCAAAAUAAGUACGAACAAGCGAAAGGACAUAUACGAGAAUGUACAUCGAAUAAUUAACAAACAAAUUCCUGAGCCGGACGUAAAUACACCGUCGAAUGCGAUCGGGGCUGCACACGCACUUUGGACGCAGCUGUUCGCAUCUCAGUCGAGCGGCGUGUCGUUAGAUAUGAGUAAUAUUUUAUGCUGUAUCGACACAAAGGCCAGGUUUACCCAAAGUCAGUAUCAGGGAGAUCAGCCGGUGACUGUUGAAAUUCUUGUUCGGAGUUCCUGCAUUUUUCCGCUGCAGUUGGCGAACAUUUCGUGCACUAUCAGCAGUGGAGUGUCGCAAACAGUUCAUACAAUGGACAAGGCUGAAACGAAAGACCUUACGUUUAAUGGUAACGAUGUGAAAAAGUUUGUUAUUGAAUUUAUGCCCGAUCCAAAUGAUAUCGAGAAAGAGUUACAGAUUGGUGCCGUAAAUUUAUGGUUAUGUAACGGCAGUGUGAACCACAUCGAUUUGAAAUUCACAGGCCUCGGUAACGAAGCGAACAAAGUAUGCGCGGACUUUCUGCAUUUUCGCAGAACUUCUCGCCCCAUCUACGAAUUUGAUAAUCUCAAGCUACUGUCGAAAGCGCUGAUAGUACCGCGCGAUUCGAAGCUGGGCCUCAAAAUCGACCACCAUCAACCCGCUCUCCUAGGGGAGUGGUACCAAAUCCGGCUGUCGAUUACAAACAAAGAAGUUUGUGCCAUCGACAACCUGCAGCUCGACAUUAAUUUAACGAGCGAGUUCACCGAUCAAACCGAGCUCUACACAAGUAUUAAGGAGAAGGCGCAACAGUUACCUUUAUUAGUAAAGUUGAAGAACUUGGGUCCUUCUGAAAGUGUUCAAAAGAAAAUUUACCUGCGCUGUUACAGUGUCGGCCCUAGAAAUGUAUGCGCAAAAAUAUCGUAUUUGUUAAAAAGCAAAAGACCAAUACCAAGCGUUAAGGAAGAAUUAAUUGACAUUCCGGUCGUUAAGCCGUUCGAAUUAACGACAAAGUUUUCCUCUUCAAAAUUUGGUGAUAUAAGCAAAUUUUAUGUGGACGAACCGUUUAUUAUAAUGCCAGUCAUUAAUUGCCUUUCCCCAUGGCCAAUAGAAAUAAAAAGUGCAACUUUGGAAUGCUCGACAUCAAUAAGUUUGGUCGACAAAACUACAAAGAGCCAAGUGGAAGGUGUAACUUUGCGCAACGGUGAUAAUGGAACUGAUAUAUAUUAUGCCAACGUAUUGAAACCGACCGAAACUCCUAUUGAAGUCGGCCAUUACAGUGUUAAAUGGAAAAGAGAAAAUGGCGAGACGGCCGUCACACAAAUCAAAAUAAAGGGACUAAGUAUCGAGUGGAUUCCUUUAAACCUGGAACUACCACUACCCGCAUACGGAUUAGUGCGCACCCCUCUCCUUGUCAAUUACAAGUUUUACAAUAGAUCACGGCAUCUGUUACAGCUUGACAUGAACAUGGAAGCGAGUGAGGCUUUCAUGUACGCCGGUUAUAAACAGUUGCAGCUAUCGAUUUUACCGUCGAGUACGAAAACGUUACAAUAUAAUUUGUAUCCGUUGGUCGCCGGUAAUGUUAUGUUACCAAAACUGUCGCUGACUGUUAGUGGUGAAGGAAUGGAAGGUCUGACUUUAACACAAGAGCAGUUGGAUAAUUUAAUAGACAGGUCUUUGCCUACGCAUGUCUUUAUAAUGCCACAAGGCAAGAAAGUUCCGGUUUUGACUGAGAAAGCUAUCGAAGUCCAAUAAUUUUUUAGUCUCGCGAAGUUAUAUUGUUUAAAUGUUAUGUAUAAUAAAUUUUUCAUUAAUACAACCUGUUAGUCUUA